Messenger RNA from Ochotona princeps (American pika), 4052 nucleotides. RefSeq names its product nuclear factor of activated T cells 3 (gene NFATC3). Gene Ontology annotation, biological process: calcineurin-NFAT signaling cascade; regulation of transcription by RNA polymerase II; cytokine production. Gene Ontology annotation, molecular function: transcription factor binding; RNA polymerase II cis-regulatory region sequence-specific DNA binding; DNA-binding transcription factor activity, RNA polymerase II-specific. Gene Ontology annotation, cellular component: transcription regulator complex. The coding region runs from base 317 to 3502 and encodes 1061 amino acids. The transcript has 11 exons. The record is from RefSeq and is a predicted model, not a curated record. NCBI's taxonomy places the organism in Eukaryota, Metazoa, Chordata, Mammalia, Lagomorpha, Ochotonidae.
CGGGCGCGCGGCGCUGCGCGGGCGCGCGCGGCGGCGGCGACUGUUGGGGGGCGGGGAACUUUGGCUGAGGCGGUGGUGGCGGCUUGGACACAGGCUGCUCGGCGGCGACGGCGGCUCUUGGUGCAGCUCGGCGCGCGGCCAGCUCUCUGGUUCAGAACGGGACAUUCGGCUUAGCGGGCUCCUACAGGGAAAGUUUGCGGCGGACCCGGGACCUUCUUGCCGGCGCGGCCCGGCAUGAAGCGGCGCUAAGGAGCAGCCGCCACCGCCGCCGCCGCCGCCGCCUGAGGUAGGAGUCGCAGCACCCUGGGCCACGCCGAUGACUACUGCAAACUGUGGCUCCAACGACGAGCUCGACUUCAAACUCGUCUUUGGCGAGGACGGGGCGCCGGCGCCGCCGCCCCCGGGCUCGCGGCCUGCAGAUCUUGAGCCAGAUGAUUGUGCAUCCAUUUACAUCUUCAAUGUAGAUCCACCUCCAUCUACUUUAAAUUCACCACUUUGCUUACCACAUCAUGGAUUACCGUCUCACUCUUCUGUUUUGUCAUCAUCGUUUCAGCUCCAAAGUCACAAAAACUAUGAGGAAACUUGUAAUAUUUCUGAAUCUAAAUAUAGCCCAUUAGGUGGUCCCAAGCCUUUCGAGUGCCCAAGUAUUCAAAUUACAUCUAUUUCCCCUAACUGUCAUCAAGAAACAAAUCCACAUGAAGAUGACUUACAUAUAAAUGACCCCGAAAGGGAAUAUUUGGAAAGGCCUUCUAGAGAUCAUCUCUAUCUUCCUCUUGAGCCAUCCUACCGAGAAUCUUCCCUUAGUCCUAGUCCUGCCAGCAGUAUCUCUUCUAGGAGCUGGUUCUCAGAUGCAUCCUCUUGUGAAUCUCUUUCACACAUUUAUGAUGACGUGGACUCAGAGUUGAAUGAAGCUGCUGCCCGAUUUACUCUUGGAUCCCCUUUGACUUCUCCAGGAGCCUGCCCUGGAGAAGAGUCCUGGAAUCAACAGUAUGGACUCGGAAACUCCUUGUCACCCAGGCAGUCUCCUUGCCACUCUCCUAGAUCCAGUGUCACUGAUGAGAAUUGGCUGAGCCCCAGGCCAGCCUCAGGACCCUCCUCCAGACCCACUUCCCCCUGUGGGAAGCGGAGGCACUCCAGUGCUGAAGUUUGUUAUGCUGGUUCCCUUUCACCUCAGCACUCACCUGUUCCUUCUCCUGGCCACUCCCCCAGGGGAAGUGUAACAGAAGACACCUGGCUUAAUGUACACAGUGGAUCAGGCCUUGGUGCAGCACUUUUUCCAUUUCAGUACUAUGUAGAGACUGAUAUCCCUCUGAAAACAAGGAAAACUUCGGAAGAUCAAGCUGCUGUACUCCCAGGAACAUUAGAGCUCUGUGCAGACGAUCAGGGGAAUUCAUCACCAUCACGGGAGACCACCCUAGAGGAUGGCCUUGGAUCUCAGUAUCAUUUAAAGAAAGAUUCAUCUGGUGACCAAUUUCUUUCAGUUCCCUCACACUUUACUUGGAGCAAACCAAAGCCUGGCCAUACCCCUAUAUUUCGCACAUCCUCAUUACCUCCACUAGACUGGCCUUUACCAACUCAUUUUGGACAAUGUGAGCUGAAAAUAGAAGUGCAACCCAAAACCCAUCAUCGAGCCCAUUAUGAAACGGAAGGUAGUCGAGGGGCAGUAAAAGCAUCUACUGGGGGACAUCCUGUUGUAAAGCUCCUGGGCUACAAUGAAAAACCAGUAAAUCUACAGAUGUUUAUUGGAACAGCAGAUGAUCGGUAUUUACGGCCUCAUGCAUUUUACCAGGUGCAUCGGAUCACUGGGAAAACAGUUGCUACUGCGAGCCAAGAGAUAAUUAUUGCCAGCACAAAAGUUCUGGAAAUUCCACUUCUUCCUGAAAACAAUAUGUCAGCCAGUAUUGACUGUGCAGGUAUUUUGAAACUCCGCAAUUCAGAUAUAGAACUUCGAAAAGGAGAAACUGAUAUUGGCAGAAAAAAUACUAGAGUACGACUUGUGUUUCGUGUACACAUCCCACAGCCAAAUGGAAAAGUCCUUUCUCUGCAGAUAGCUUCAAUACCUGUGGAAUGCUCCCAGCGGUCUGCUCAAGAACUUCCUCAUAUUGAGAAGUACAGUAUUAACAGUUGUUCUGUGAAUGGAGGCCAUGAAAUGAUUGUGACUGGAUCUAAUUUUCUCCCAGAAUCCAAAAUCAUUUUUCUUGAAAAAGGACAAGAUGGACGACCUCAAUGGGAGGUAGAAGGGAAAAUAAUCAGGGAAAAAUGUCAAGGGGCUCACAUUGUCCUUGAAGUUCCUCCAUAUCAUAACCCAGCAGUUACAGCUGCAGUGCAGGUGCACUUUUAUCUUUGCAAUGGCAAGAGGAAAAAAAGCCAGUCUCAACGUUUUACAUAUACACCAGUUUUCAUGAAGCAAGAACACAGAGAAGAGAUUGAUUUAUCUUCAGUUCCACCUUUGCCUAUACCACAUUCUGCCCAGACCCAGAGGCCUUCAGCAGAUCCAGGGCACCCACAUGACAGUGUAUUGUCAGCACAGAGGAACUUGGUUUGUCCAAUCCAACAGGCAUAUGCAUCCAUGGUAACCUCAUCCCAUCUACCACCGUUGCAAUGUAGGGAUGAGAAUUCAGGAAAAGAACAGCAGGUGGUAUCUUCUUCAGUUGUACACCAGCCUUUUCAAGUCACACCAACACCUCCUGUGGGGUCUUCCUAUCAGCCUAUGCAAACUAAUGUAUACAACGGACCAACUUGUCUUCCUGUUAAUGCUGCCUCUAGUCAAGAAUUUGACCCAGUUUUGUUUCAACAGGAUACAACUCUUCCUAGUUUAGUAAAUCUUGGCUGUCAACCAUUAUCAUCCGUACCAUUUCAUUCUUCAAAUUCUGGUUCAACAGGACAUCUCUUAGCACACACACCUCAUUCUGUGCAGACCUCGCCUCAUCUGCAGUCGAUGGGAUACCAUUGUUCAAAUACAGCACAAAGAUCUCUUUCUUCUCCAGGGACUGACCAGGUCACAGGUCAGUCUUCCCCUCAGUUGCAGGCCAUUACGUAUAGUCCUUCACAUUCUGGGUCUGCUACAACAGCUUCCCCAGCAGCUUCUUGUCCCUUGGCCAGCUCACCAAUUUCUGGUCCAUCGUCUCCUCAGCUGCAGCCUAUGCCUUACCAAUCUCCUAGCUCAGGAACUGCCUCACUACCGUCUCCAGCCACCAGAAUGCAUUCUGGAAAGCACUCAAGUCAAGCACAAAGUACAGGCCAGAGAGAUCUUUCUGUACCUUCAUCCUUAAUGUGUCACAAUUUAUGUGAUCCAGCCUCAUUUCCAUCUGAUGGGGCAACUGUGAACGUGAAACAUGAACCUGAAGAUCGGGAACCUAACUUUACAACCAUUGGUCUACAGGACAUCACUUUAGAUGAUGACCAGUUUAUGUCUGACUUGGAACACCAGCCAUCAGGUUCAGCAGAGAAAUGGCCUACCCUCAGUGAGCUCUCAUGUGCUGCUCCAUUCUGGAGACCAUAGAGGUGAAUGAGAUAAUUGGGAGAGAUAUGUCCCAGAUUUCUGUCUCCCAAGGACCAGGGGUGAGCCAGGAGGCUCCCCUUCCAGGUCCCAAGUCCCUGGAUUUGGGAAGAUCCGACGGGCUGUAGCAGUACCGCUAUAGCCUUUUGUCGACGGCAACGUCUCAGCGUGCUUCUCUUCGUUGGAUCUUCAGUUUCCAGCUCUGCAGCCAUCAGGACCAGUGCCCGGAGUUGGACUCAGCAUUUUUGGGGAAAGCCUCAUUCCUCCACCUCAGGCCUUGGGUAGAUUUUGUAAAAGAACAGGAGCUACAUAGACUGUUUGUGUUUUGGGAAAAUGAGCUUUGCUUUUUGAUAUUUAAAUAGGAUACUUUUAUAUGAUGGGUGCUCUGAGUGUGAAUGCAGCAAGCUCCAUUUCAGAGAUGCUGCUUUUGCGGGUAACCUGGUUGCUCAUCUGGGGUUGAUGAUUUAUACUGCUUUCUGGUCAUUUGAAGGGCCCUUUAGUUUUGAUGAUAUUUUUAAAAUAAGAACUUUUGAUAAAACCUUGCAGAGGCAAA